This is a messenger RNA of Asparagus officinalis (garden asparagus), 1076 nucleotides long. RefSeq lists its product as uncharacterized. The transcript has 6 exons. The coding region runs from base 33 to 860 and encodes 275 amino acids. NCBI's taxonomy places the organism in Eukaryota, Viridiplantae, Streptophyta, Magnoliopsida, Asparagales, Asparagaceae. The record is from RefSeq and is a predicted model, not a curated record.
UAGAGACGACUGAACCCAAAACCUCCACAAAAAUGGCGGAAAACCCCUCUCCGCUUCUCCUCCACCUCCAAAAACUCCCGCCAUCGACCUCCGAGCAAACCCUAGCCCGAGUCCUCCAAACCCUCUGGUCCACAAGGCAAACGGGUCUCGGAUCCACCCAAAGAUCCGAGCUCCACACCCUCCUCUCCCUCCCAGCUCCCGACGACCUCGACCCAGUUGUGGCGUGCCUGCGUUUGGUUGUUAGGAAGUGCGUUGGGGGGGAGGAUGCGCAGGAGUUGUUGGGGGAUGUCGAUUUCGAUGCCGAGGUGAGACGAGUUCUUGUGGGUUUGGUUCAAAAGUAUCAGGAUCACUGGAAGGAGGAAAAGGAGCAGCCUCUGUGGCAACAAACAAGGGUAUCGCAUCAGGUUAAAGUCAAUACCCUGCCUCCUCUUAAACUGUUCCCUAAUUCAGAACUGUUGGCAUCAUCAUGGCCACGGCAAGAAGAUGUGACCGGCUAUCCUAGCAAUGGAAAUCUUGAUGGUCAAGUUGCAGGCUUUGCAGAUCCAAACAUUUCUCACUCAGGGUCAGUGUCACUUCAUCAGGAUAAGGAUUCCUCUAAGAAUAUGGCAAUUAUUCCCCAGCUCAAAUCGAUGACAUGGAAGAUGGAGAAGCGAAACUUAACACCAGAAAAUCGAGUGGCUGUCGUCACUCUGAAGCUCCAAGAUUAUACAAAGUCUCCAUCAGGGGAAGUGGAGGUGAAGUUUCAGCUUACAAAGGACACACUGGAGGCCAUGUUAAGAUCAAUGACUUGCAUCAGCGAGCAGCUCUCAAAAACUGUGGUCUCACAAUCGGAACCAUCAUCAAAGAAACAAAGACAGUAGUGUCAGUGUUCCCCAAGCCUCCUCUUGCUUGUUCAUACUGAUUUCAUGAACAAAACUGGUCAAAACUUUUGAAGAUUAAAUAGCGAGAGUUAUGAAGAUGUAAAACGUUGCAGUCUUUUGUAUACCAUAUUGUAGUAUUGCAGCAGAACAGAAUUUGUUAACUUAUGUAAUCAUUUUCAUCCAUCAACAAAACUAUAAUAUUCUUUGGUUCGUCAA